Messenger RNA from Capsicum annuum, 585 nucleotides. RefSeq names its product aquaporin TIP1-1-like. Gene Ontology annotation, biological process: transmembrane transport; water transport. NCBI's taxonomy places the organism in Eukaryota, Viridiplantae, Streptophyta, Magnoliopsida, Solanales, Solanaceae. The transcript is spliced from 2 exons. Bases 77 to 493 code for a protein of 138 amino acids. Gene Ontology annotation, cellular component: membrane. Gene Ontology annotation, molecular function: water channel activity. The record is from RefSeq and is a predicted model, not a curated record.
GCAACAAACUCUAGAAAGAAAAAAAAUAUAAGAAGUUAAUUAACUCAUUAAUCUUUUCUGCUUACAGAAAAAGAAAAUGCCCAUUUCAAGAAUUGCCAUAGGAAAUUUGGGAGAGGCUACCAAGCCCGAUGCCCUCAAGUCAGCCCUAGCUGAAUUCAUUUGCAUGAUAUUUUUUGUAUUUCCUGCUGAAGGCUGUGUUAUAUUAUUCAGCAAGUUAAUAAUAUCCAAAGAGACAACCGCUAUGAUGAUUGCAAUAUCGAUAUCCCAUGGAUUUCCUCUAUUUGUGGCCGUUGCAGUGGGACUAAACAUAUCGGGAGGUCAUGUGAACCCUGCUGUCACUUUUGGUGCAUUUGUGGGUGGACACAUUACUUUUGUUAGGAGUAUUUUAUAUUGGAUUGCUCAGUUACUUGGAUCUGUAUCGGCUAUCUAUCUCCUCAAAUUUGCUACUAAUGGUUUGGUAAUGCUACUCACUCUCCAAGCACUUCGCAAGUAGUGUAAUCCAACCAUUAGACAUAACUCUGAGGGUUUUGAACAGGAAAUGAAUCACGUGGGUUUAACUAAAACAUACAAGGCAAGCCUGUAACU